AUAUGCUUCCGCAUAUCGCAUAUCCAGGACUCGAAGGAGCCUGUUCGUGACACAUCGAAUGAUUUUCCAUUUACUGCUGUCAAUGUACACAGGCAAAAUUCACAGGCACACAGGCAUACAGGCAUAAACUUGUGAAAGCGGAAAGCAACGGAGAAACUCUUAACUUACAAUCUGGUGGAAAACAAACCUUGUCUUCUGUGGAUUAACACAAGUAGUACUAACUGUCGAGGCUUUUUGGCAAGGGCCUUACUUUUGGUUUUCUUGGAUAUGACGUAGGUCGCCACCGACGUGCCAUCUCGAGGAAAUCACAUGGAAGUACUGAUUUAAAAUUUUGAGCCAGAGCGACCUCUUUUUAUUUGUUUGAUAGCUUCCGAAUCAUUGUAUUCAGUCAUCAACUCCCGAAGAAACUAUCUGUGGACGUAGAUAUCUGAACUAUUUCCGAAGCGUUCUUGCCCUGAUCAUGACUGCUGACUGAAGAUUAUCAAGCACCCGUGAGUCUGACAUUUUGUUUCAGGUCUGAGUCUGUCGAUGGUUCAUCGCUUUCUGCCUCAAAAUUUGACUGAUUUUCAAUAUUACGUCGACAUGGCCUUUAGAGUGCUGCUAGUACUUCUAGCGAUAUCGAUGCUACUGACUUCAGGGACAGAGCGAUCAAAGGAAGUGUCCACAAGAGGCCGCCGACUGUGUCUGUGCUCGGAACGUGUGCUUCGAUUGUCAUCCCAGGAUAGCGAGGCAUCUCCUUCUGCUUCUUGUGAAGAAAUGUGUACUUUUAACAGCAAAGCAGGAGUCCUCUCUAAUGUCUCUCCUCGCCAUCUAAGGUCUCGUCGAGAUGUCCUCAAACAGGCAAAACAGUGUCGCUUCAAUCGUGUCCUUCCUGACUGGGAGGUCAAAAAUACAACAGUCGCCUUUCAUAGGAGUGGAAACAAUCCUGAGUGGUUUGCAGAGGUCUCCUGGAGUCCUUACAACGGAUCUUCGCUUCUUUGGAUUGGCUAUUACAUUCUUUAUUUCACUGGUAGUUCGGCAGAAGAUAACCGAGUUCACUGUCAAAUUAUUUCAAAGAACCAAACCAGUGUGAACAUCAGCUCUACAAAGAACGCCGAGAUCAUCCAUUUAAAGGUAUUCGCUCUUCCAGAGUCCGUGAAUUCAACUAUCGAUCACGGCGAGGCGGAAUUAACUCGAUACAGCAACGAUAAACCGAAGUACCUCGGGCUAAUGACACCACCACGGUACACCAUGGAGCCGACAGAGGAUAAUAUUACCGUCACAGCGUACGUGUCUAUGGCGGCUGGAAUCCUGGUAGGAAUAGCCCUGGGUGCUGGCUUGCUGAAGUACUGUUUGUGCCGCAAAAAGAGCAGCUAUUUUCCACCAGAAUUCAAGUACCAUGCUUUCAUAAGUUUCCAAAAGGAAGAUUCCCAUUGGGUGAGCGGGGAACUCCUUCCAUUCCUGGAAAAAGAACAUCAGAUACAAUGCUGUCUUCACUACAGGGACUUCGAUCCUGGAACACCUUUUCUAGAAAGCAUGGCGGACGGCGUUUACAAAAGCUACAAAAUCAUUGUAGUAUUUUCAAGUAAUUUCUUGCAGAGCAAUUACUGUAUCCAUGAGCUGGACCUCGCACAAUAUCGCCUUCUAAACAGACGUGAUGACAGCCUUAUUAUUAUAAGAAUUGAUAACACAGAUCCCAGCAAGCUUCCUCCUGCGCUACAGAAAAGAAAUUUUAUCGACUACUCCGAUGUACUGGAAAGACCUUUUUGGAAGAGUAAACUUCUCAAGUUCCUAAAUUCUGGCAGCCAAAGCGUGUCUACAGACACAGACAAUAAUAACAGUUCUCUGGAGGAGUCUAACGAGCAAAAUGGAAAUAGACAGGCGAGAGCUGGAUUUGACAGGCUUAACAGCACGAUUAGCACCGCCACAGAAAUAUCUAUCGUUUCUCUCAACGAGGAAAGGUUGAUUUAAACUGUAGAUGUAUUGCACUGAUGUGUUUUAUCGUAGUACACGAUCUACACUGUACAAAACCUGGUAUGGCUUUUUCUGUAGGAGAAGGUCAAUGCAGGAAAAUGUUACAUGAAUUCUUGCAUGUUAUAUACCCUCUUAAGUUCUCUGUGAUAUUUAGUAACUAGUGAAUUUAACGAGCGUUCCUUAGGAAUGGCCAAUUCCCUCAGUGAGACGCAGCUGCACGGAAUCAUGGCGGUUGUAUUCAUUAAAACAAAUAUCCAGUCCAAUAUGAUGUAUACAACUACCACGAUUCCCUACGGGUGCAUCUCAUAGAGCGAUUUGCGAAUCAUUAGCGAUCAUUUAAGCUAACGAUUUUAGA
Orbicella faveolata is the source of this 2308-nucleotide messenger RNA. RefSeq lists its product as uncharacterized. Gene Ontology annotation, cellular component: plasma membrane. Gene Ontology annotation, biological process: signal transduction. Gene Ontology annotation, molecular function: signaling receptor activity. NCBI's taxonomy places the organism in Eukaryota, Metazoa, Cnidaria, Anthozoa, Scleractinia, Merulinidae. The record is from RefSeq and is a predicted model, not a curated record.